CCCAUGGUAAAAAUAGAAGCUCCUAGCCAGCUAGCCGAACUCGAAGCUAGAGCUGAGGCGCGCGCGGCACCGCUCUAGCCGCGCUAGAGCGGACGUACGUUCGGCGGCGCACCGGCGCAACCGAGCCUGCGACGUCUGUGCGAAUGCUGACGAUGAUGCUACCGAUACCGAUGCUACUUCCGCCGAUGUUGUGCACCGAACCUGGUCGCCGUCGUCCAUGCGAAGAAAGUGCGCGGGCGUCCACGUGUUAGCGCGCCUGUCUGCGUGUGCGUGUGCGUGUGCGUGUGCGUGCGUGUAUGUGUGUGUAUGUAUAUGCAUACUGAGAGUUCGGCUCCGUUUUGCUUUCCUCUUCGUCUUCCACCUCGCAAUCCGCUCGAGAUAGAUUCAGUGCCCAUCGAGACUUCGCCGUGACACCAGUCCCGUGGGUCUUAGUCAUCAACCGUUCCACCAUAGAUAGGUUUCCUCGCGAAUGACUCACCCGAUCGGAUCCUCAUUUCCCCGAAGAAAACGCGAGAUCGGAAGCUUUCGUGAGCGAGGAGUUUUCGAAGAACGGAGGAUCGAGCGAGAGCGAAGAAACAGACGAGACGAAGGCGGAGGGAGAGAAAGAGCGAGAGAAGGAGAGAGCGACAGAGAGAGCCACAUUCCGAGCGGAUCACGGAUGCUUAUAGAAACGUUGCGUAACGGCGUCAGGCGGACGGCGAAAUCGCCGCUCCGUCGCGAGCUUGUCGUCUAGUUUCGACGUCUUCGAAGGAAAACGUCCCGCGCGUCGUCCCGAAGAGGUUUCCGCAAAGCCCAGGGCAGUGCCGAGAGCCGCCGUGCGCGAGGUGCUAACAUCCACGUCUCGAUCUCUCGAAAACUCUCUCGGCGGGGCUCGAUCGCGGACGGCUACGGCGGCGGCGGCACGUGUAUGUACAUAUGUGUGCGAGUGAGUGAGAGGGGAGAGGCCGACCGGGGUUGAUAGUACGGCCAGCGGUGUUGUCUCGAGACGGCGACAAUUCGAGGGUUGAGAAUGAGGACGAGAGAAGAAAGAUAGGAAGUGAAAGCGGCGAGUGUGUAACCUACUCCGAAAGCGCGACUUUUAACACAACCACUCUCGUGCACGAGUUCUCUCGAUCUCCCGACACUCGACGAGAGCGAGGAAUCUUUACGCGCCCGAGAUCGAGAGACGUAGAUUCUCGCGCUCGUCACGUUCACGCGCUUCGGUUCCUCGAAGUUGAACUAAAUUUAAACCCCGACCCGGCAAGGCUCGCUGAUUUCUUUUCUCACGUCCGGCUUCUCUCGCGAGUCGCGCCGCGAUGACAGGCGAGCUCUGAAUGUUCGAGCUCGAGUCUGCCGUCUCGAGAUCGGCGCGCGUUUCGCUAGGACAACGGCUCCGCCGACGUGUUCCGCUCGCGUCCCGCUGUAUUUCGUAUCGAUAUCGAUAAACGCGCGUUCGUGAACGGUGUGUCAACACUUGCUUCUCCGGUGCUAUUGUAGAGAUCCGGUGGCAGCGAGCGUGAGAAGACGGCGGCGUGGGCGACAACUACGACGUCGGAAGAGAAGGUGGAGGAGAAUGGAGCGACGACCGGGACAAGGCGCGUGCAGACGUUGCUGACGAGCGAGCGAGACGACGACGACGACGACGACAACGACGACGACGAUCCCAACGAAGACGAGGAAAACGAAGAAACCGAGGAGUAGGAGGAGGCGUAGAGGGACGAAGGAAGCGUGAAGACGAACGAAUAGUGCCUGCGGUAAGCCGCGAGAGAUGCAGCAACAACCACAUUCUGGCCAGCAACCGUCCGGAGCGCCGAACGGGGGCGGGGGCGCCCAAUUGCCGCAAACAGGUGGCAUGAGUCCGGCGCAACCUGGCGCGACCGGCACCGCCACGGCGGCGUCUAAUCGCGCACAGGUUAACGGCGGCAGAUUCGACUUUGAUGACGGUGGGACCUACUGCGGCGGAUGGGAGGACGGCAAGGCCCACGGCCACGGUGUGUGCACCGGACCCAAAGGCCAGGGCGCCUAUUCCGGUAGCUGGCACUUCGGCUUCGAGGUGUCUGGCGUCUACACCUGGCCCAGCGGGUCAGCUUACGAGGGACAAUGGCAGAACGGCAAGAGACAUGGCCUAGGCAUGGAGACCCGUGGACGUUGGCUCUAUCGAGGAGAAUGGACUCAGGGAUUCAAGGGUCGCUAUGGGGUCCGACAGUCCACUACCUCGACGGCGAGGUACGAGGGCACGUGGUCCAGCGGCCUGCAAGACGGUUACGGUUCCGAGACUUACGCCGACAGUGGUACUUAUCAAGGCCAAUGGCUUCGCGGCAUGCGGCACGGAUACGGGGUGAGGGCGAGUGCGCCAUUCGGACUGGCGAGUCAUUACAAACCUCCGAAACAAGUAAGGGCGUCCUUGACGUCGUUAAGGAGUGCUGACGGAGGACCGCUAGUUGCCCCCACGCCAGAACCCACCGACAGGAGAGAUCGUCGCGUGGACGACAGCCGAGGAGGAUUCGUCUUGAAAGCGAGAAGCGACGAUCCUCCCGCCAGAAGAAAGAGUCUUACUGAAAAAUCUUUGAAAAAGGGCAUUCUCUCGGGUCUCAAGAUACGGAAGCAAAGGAGUACGGGGGAUUUGGAGAAGCGCGGCACCGGCGGCAGUAUUAGGAGCAAUGCCAGCUCGGCGUCGUGGAUGUCGACCGAGAGCUCACAGAGUCAAGCGUCGGCGUCGGUUCACACAGACAGUAAUGCGUCCUUUGUCAUCGAGGACGAACAGAUGGACGCGUCGGUAACCGAGACGUAUCUAGGCGAAUGGAAAAACGACAAACGGACCGGCUUCGGCAUAUCCGAGAGAAGCGAUGGGCUGCGAUAUGAGGGCGAGUGGUUCAACAAUCGCAAGUACGGCUACGGCGUCACCACGUUCCGCGACGGCAGCAAAGAAGAGGGGAAAUACAAGAAUAACGUGCUCAUCACUAGUCAAAAAAAGAAACACCUCUUCCUGAUCAGAUCGGCGAAAUUCCGUGAGAGAAUCGAGGCGGCGGUGAACGCCGCUCAAAGGGCGAGCAAGAUCGCCCUGCAGAAAGCCGACAUUGCGAUCUCCAGAACGGCGACGGCGCGAGGAAAGGCGGAAUUGGCUGACAUCGCCGCUGAACACGCCCGAGAAGAUUCCGAGUUGGCGCAACAAACGGCGAGGCAAUUCGCACCGGAUUUCCGGCAGCCGGGUUUGGAGAGAUUGCGACCACCCAAGUACGUGCCACCGCCGCAAGAUUCCCUGCCUGGCAAAAGCAUCCUGCACAAGGCGGCCAGCGUGGACCAGCCCGGCGGCACGCCGAUCAAGAGCAUCUCGUCGACCGCCGAUUCCAUGACGACAGCGACGACGACGACGGCGAACGCGACGCCAGCGUCCGCGGCGAACACCACCGCCAGCAGCGUGAUGCAAUCGAUACGAAGAUCCAGCAUGAAGCUGUUGCCGCAGAACCAGCUGCCGCCGAUGCAGAAUCAGAUACCGAACCAAGUGCAGCCUGGCUCGCUGGCGAAUCAGGUGCCCAUGAAUCAGCUGAACAUGCAGACCUCUCUGACCGGUCAAAAUCCGUAUCAGCAGUACCCGCAAAAUCCGAUUCAGAAUCAGUAUCCGAACAGCAUACCGAAUCAGUACCAACCGAACCAGUACCAACCGAACCAGUACCAACCGAACCAAUACGGCCAGAACCAGCUCAUCCAGAGCAGUUCGUACCAGUCGCAGUAUCAGCCAGCUAAUCCAAUACAGGUUGAUCAGUAUUCCGAUUAUCAGCAGCAACAACAACAACAACAACAACCAAUCGAGCCGCACGGCUUCCAAAACUUGCAGGCUUAUUCGAAUCAGCAGAUCUUGCCUCCGCAACCGUCGGUUAUAUGCGAUCCAAUGACGUUAGCUCAAAUGAAUCAGUUUGAAGCACAGCUUUAUAGCACGGCAAUAUCUAACCAAUACGGGUCCGGCCAGAUGAAUCAGUACAAUUCGCAACCGAUGUACGCGCAGCAACAAACGCAUCUACCGCAACAAUACCAGCCUGAUGGUAUCGCGGAUGCGGCGAGACCGCCUAGUUCCACGAGCUUACGAAGAAACAGUAGAGUCCUGAGUCCUCAGGAUCGACCUGGCAUUAUUAGUCAAACGUUAAACGACAGACUGGAUCACUACAAGAGGCCACCUAGUCGUGACAGUUCCGUAGAUCGUUAUGCUAGAGCGCAUUCCCAGUUAACUAGAUCAAGACAGCCAUCCGUCGACAAAACCAUAUCGAAUCCGCUUCCGGAUAUGCUCCCGGACAGAUCGACGAGGGCUCCGAGCGCGAUUCGAGGGGGAACACCGCUGAAUGGCUCUGUAGUAGGCAGCGGAGCCGCGACGCCGACUUACGCAGCACCGACUCCCAGCCAAUUCGAAGGGGCACUUAUAAAGAAUCGUGGCCUUGGACAAGACAUGUUGCCGAGUCCUGGACAGCCUAAGCGCACCGAGAGUCUCUAUGUAGCUCGCGUACCGUCGGGAAUUGGCGGUGGUGGUGGCGUUAUGCCGAAGGAAGCAGACCGGACGGUCCCCGCCUUCACCGCAGCGUCAAAGGGCCGCGCAACCCUAUAAGUAUAAGUAUAAAAUAUGUAUACAAAGCGAUGUACAAUAGCAGAUUAGACAAAAAAAAAAAAAAAAAGACGACAGCUUCCGAAAGGCUCGCGCGCGUCGCAUUUCGAGCCAAAUCAGCUGAAAAUCGCAACACAAUCCCGAUUGACAUUUCCGCCCGACACCAAACGCACCUCGGAAUUAAGUUCUGAUAAUCAAUCUAUCCCGGGGCAGUCUUUAAUACACGCAUUUCUGAAAUCUUUCUUUAAUACUCCGCACGCCGGAGAUCGAUGAUAUUUUUCUAUGAAUUUACGAGUCUUUCGCAACACGUUUGAUGCUAUCUAACUAACAAAUAUGCAUUGAUUAAUAAACAUGUGCAAUUAACUUGAACGAUAUUUACAUAAUAAAUUAUGGGUAAUGCAGCUAUGCAGGCCCGCUAGCGGAAUCGACUCGUUCGAUUCUCAUUGAACUCGUCGGAGCUUACGCGUUUCGCGUUUGUUAUACUUGACUUAUGUCGAAAAUGUAGGUUUUCAGAGUGGGGCCUUAUACGAAAAUGAGAGGAUUUUUCAAUAACAAUCAUUUUUCGUGAAAAGUCAUGUUCGUGCUACGUUGUGAGACGCUUGAUGGGAGAGGCACUUGUGUACCUGGUGUAGAUUGCUAUUAGCUGUUAACUUUGCCGCAAUAUUAAGUGAUAAAACGCUCAUUGAUAGAGCCGCGGUCAAAGAAAGCGUAUUCGAAGCGAGCGAUGCAUAUUUAUGGAAGACAAAUUUAUUUUUCUAUGGAAACACUGUAAGCGUUGGUGAGCGACACGAAUCGCCAUCUAGUCAUGCGAACAAUCUAGAGUUACCGCAAAUUUGAUCAUGGAUGUUAAUCUUGGAAUGAACCCGUGAUUGUAUUUCAGUCUAACAAUAGCGUUUAUGACUAAUGCAAAUACCUUGCUGCUUGCACAACGUGUUGCAAAGUACAGCAUAUUUCGUUUUACUCAUUGCAAUGAUCGAUAGAGAGCAUAAAUCCAUUCCAGGAUUAAACAAACAAUGAUGAAAAUAUAGCCAAAAUAAAUAGUAGAAUUAAAGAUUUCAAAAUAUCUUAGAUCGUGUUUCGUCUUGAUGGAGAAAAAGGAUUGUGUAUGUUGACAUGGGAAACAUUAUAGAGAAACAGGAUAAUACGCGAGAGCAAUCUGUAGGAUGGGCAAACUGAGCUUGAAAACGUAUAUUGUAUCGAUUCGAAAUACGAUCUACAUCGUUGGAUAACAUGCGAAAUCAUCGACGGACCAGUCAACGAACAAUAAUGUAACACUGUACAGUUCCUUUUAGCAAAAAGAGACUAUUAAAUGUCCUUCGAUUUAGUUUCUCGUUCGGUACAUUAAUUAAGCGUGAUGGUAAAUUCGCGCAAAAGUUUAACCGUAUAGACAAAUAUAAACAGAGUGGCUGUGUAGACGCGGAGAUAUACGAUGUACUUAUAUGCAUAGAUAUUUGCACAGAAACGACUAUGCUAAAUCGGAAUGAUACGCAAGUUGACUUUUCGCUUUAUAAAGCAGUUUAAAAAGUGAACAAAUCCCAUUUGCAACUAGACACGUGACAUUCCAUUUCUCGCGAACAAAUACAAGUUUUUGCGUCAAUGGGAUGCGCACAUACACGAGCACGUAUAUAUGCGCGAAGCUAAAACCAACACACGAUAUUGCAUCCAUUAACCAAGCUAAUUAACGAGCUUCGGAAGGUAAGCGCGCGGAGUGGAGGCGGGGACCAUUUUUGCUCUUCGAUUCUAUUUUAACCUUCUUUUUAGUCAUAUUUGAAAUCUCUUUCGAUCCCUUUCUUCCGAACUCAUUCGCUACCUACCUCACCUAGAUUAUUUGCUUAUUGUUAGUUUACUACGAUCGAUACCGCUCGAUUUGUACCCACUCUCAGAUAUUGUUAGUCCCGUUUUACCUUUCUGUGUUCAAAUUCUCUCGAUCAAGUUUUAUUCAAUUUAUUAUUAUCGCUAUUACACGCAGAGACUACUUAAUCGUUAUUACUGCGUAAUAAUCGAGAGAUUGCAAGCGUUCAGGCGAGUUUCAUGAGAUAUUCUCUUAUCCACCGCCUCCAUGCCGCUUUUUUUUCUUAUUUUCUGAUUGGAAACAUUUUUCUAACGCAUGCUUGUACGAUGUCGUGAAUUUGAGCCUAUAUACAUAUUGAUGUGCAGAUGGAGACUUGAUAAAAUGAAAGUAAUCGCCUCGAAAGAGGGACGUUCGAUACGAAACGAGCCUUAAGCACGCAAAAUCUGAAUUAAAUCUAUGAUAUUAAUCGCCGUGCCAGUUUCUAAUGUACAUAUGCGCGUUACAUUGUGUAGUAUGUUAUUUGUUUCAUACACGUCGCGCACGCAUACGAAUAUUUUGCCGCCCACUAUUAACGCGUAGAAAGAUAUGUGCCGAGAAUGCGAGAACUUAUUUUAUAUAUGACGAGAAAUGAAAAGGAAGAGAAGGAACGCGAGAGAAAUGGAAAUGCAAUUUUUACGAUCGCCUGUGUUAAGUAUAUUUAUACGCCGUCUAUUCUUUACGCGUAAAAACGUCCAGAUUGCAUACCAAAUGCAUUCCGUAUAAAUAAGACUAAUACUUGAAUUUAUGUACAGAUAACACGGCGAAAUCAUGCACGUUAAUAAGAUUAAGAACAAUAACGUCAAUGAUUUUGCUGACAACAUCUGCUACGGAGCCUAAUCGUUAAAAAAUCUAUAUAAUCGGAAUACGAAAUUCUAAUCGAUAGAAAUUACUGAGAAUCGCACAAACAAGCGUGUAACAAGAUACUUUGAAGUUUAAUUAAACUAUAAAUACUCACUAUUUUCAUACAGGACCGAUUUAACAAUUUUUAAGAUAUGUACAUUAACAUCUUAAGUCACAAAUCACAAUUUCGACAAUAACGACAGUUGCGACAAAAAAAGAAAGAAGAAAGCGACGAGAAAUUAGAAUUUAUGAUUUGUGCGAAUAAAACGCAAUAGCGCGUAAAUGCAAUUUUAAAUGCAACAUUCCCAAACAGUUGAAUUCUGACUUAAGUCGUUAAUCUACCCAUGUGUUCAAAAAUUACUCGCUUAUGAUGAAUUUUCAAUAAUACCGCGCGACUGUUCGGAAAGAGAAAUUACAAGAGAAAUUACACUAUGUCAACGUGAAAGUGGUACAUUUCUUAAUCUCGCACUUAAGUGCCAAUCUUGCGAAAAAUGUAUUCUUUUAUUUAACGUUACGAGAGCUUUUUUAAAUAUUUAAUGAAUCGAGUGAUUACGUUUUUUUUUUGAAGAUGUUAGAUAAUGCACAAUUAUUUCUAGACACUUAGCGAUGUAGAUAUAGAAGACCAAAUGAAAAAGAUGGAAAUAGAGAUGAUGUAUAACAGUAUUCCAGGAAAUUUCCAGAUUCCAGAGAAGAUUGAUCUUAAUGUAGAAAUUGUACAAAUUUUCAGUCAGCAAAAUAACAACAUUCCAAACGUUGAUUCGAUGUAUUGAAUGUAUUUAUGUAUAUCAUGUAUAAGCUGUUGCUGAUGACAAAUUAAAGAGCAUCGCGUAAACCGGACUUGUUACUGUCUCUCUUCAUUGUUUUUUUUAUCAGAAAGAUUAAUAAUUAUUAAUCACUGAUCUCGUUCUCAUCAAGGUUUAUAAAUACUGUUAUAAAACUGUCGGACGUUGAAAAACAAUUAAUGAUUGCCAAAGUAUUAUAUGUGCAUUAUACAUAAUAAAAUAAUAUAAAUAAUAUUCUAAGUUGCGUGCGAUAUAAAAAUAGGCUCCGUCGAAAUUGUAGGCAAUAUGGAGAUUCACGAAAGAAGAAUCGCAAACAAUAAUAUGUCGUGUGAUUGUAUGCAGCUCGCAAAUGGAGUCAUGGAAAUUUCGGCAUUAAUAUUAAUUUCCUCAUUACCAUUUCUUACAAUUUGUCGAGUUUGAAGUGUGGACUAAACGAUUUAUAUAUUUAUAUAUAAUCCGCAGAAAUAUCGUGAAAUUUUUAACAUUUUCGAAAUAUUGACAACGUUAAUCUGGUUCAGCGCGAAUAAUGUAGAUAUUGAAAUAAAUAUAAUUAUAUUCAGAAAAAAAAAAAAAUAUGAUGCUUACAUGUUCAUGCAUUAAUUGAAUCAGAUUAAUGAUGAGAAUAGUCUUGAGGAAAUUAGGUCACGAUUAGAUCAAGAUAAUUAAUGUUACACUCCGUUAGUCGAAUUACUUCCGCUGAUGCGGAUGCAUCCAACCAAACUGCAGCGUCAAAUGCGCCACGCAAUGCGGUAAAUAACAGACAAAGAAAUUGCAAAUAAGUGGGACGGAUCUUUUCUUGGCGCGAGAAAAUCCCGAAAUUCUGGUCGGAUUUAUUCACAUGCCAAACGUAUGAGUCAAGUAAUUCGAGACUAGAUUUCAACGUGAUUUGCAUAAGACUGUUCCACAAUUAACGCAUUGCGCAUUAAAUUUCACGAAAAAAAUUUAACUUUAAAUUCAAGAAAUUAUUACGGAAAAAUUUAAGAAUAAAAAUGUAAAAAUUGAAGGAGAAGAGUGUCUCGGACGAAGUCGAGUGAUUUCCAAGUAUCAGCAAACUAAACAACAUGGGCCAAGUUUCUUUUUCCAUACCGCGUCUGCUAUUAUGAGACCGUACAUCAUGGAGCUGCAAGAAUCGACAGGCCUUUGGCAGCGUCUCCGUACAAAUCUCCACAAGCGUCGCGACGCUCGGUGAAGUUAUUUCGAAAAUAGUGGGGCGUCGCUCUAUUUCGGUCGUGUUAGCCAGGGCCGUUCAGUCUGCGGCCCGGCUUCCUUACCAGGAGGCUGCGGAUCCGUAAUGCACACUUUGAUUUCCCCCUUUCGCGCAACGAUAAUCAUUAAAAAAAAAAAAA
Molecule: messenger RNA, 9369 nt
Organism: Linepithema humile (Argentine ant)
Lineage: Eukaryota; Metazoa; Arthropoda; Insecta; Hymenoptera; Formicidae
Gene: jp
Product: junctophilin
Cellular component (GO): plasma membrane; endoplasmic reticulum membrane; junctional membrane complex
Source: RefSeq, a predicted model, not a curated record